GUGAGGAACAGAGAGAGUGUCUCUCCUUCGUUGGUGUGUUGUGUUGUGUUACAGACAGAAAGAUGAGCGGCGGUGGUGGGUCUUCCAGUUUUAGGGUUCCGAUCCCAAACAAUGUGCGCAAAAUCAUCCAAGACAUUCGUGAGAUCACCGGCAAGCAGCACACCGACGACGAAAUCUACGCCGUCCUCCGAGAAUGCUCCAUGGAUCCCAAUGAGACCGCUCAGAAGCUUCUCUAUCUAGAUACUUUUCAUGAGGUAAAGAGGAGACGUGACAGAAAGAAGGAGGGAUUAACCAGCAGGGCUUCUGACGAGUCUAGGUUAAAGCAAGGUGGACAAGGGAGGGGGGGAAGGGGUGCUUCUGGAGGACAUUCCUCUAACUUUCCUGAUGGUGGUGGUGGGAGGAACCUAGCUAAUCGAAGGGAAAAUGGAGUCAGUCACAUUGCAGAGAGAAGUCAUGCUCCCCCUACUCAGUCAGUUUUGCAGAAAACCAAGACUAAUACAUCUCAAGCUACAAGAGUUUCAGCUGCUGCAUCCCAUGGUGCUGCAAAUCAAUCCAAUGGAAAGUCGGGUCACGGUUCUGCUGGCCAAUCUCCCAUAGUUAGUGUACCUAAAAGUAGUUCAGCUUCUAAUGACAUUGGCUAUCAAGAAAAUGUUGAACCUCAAGCUGUUGUUGUUGCAGCAGCCUCUUCCCCUACUCAAACCUUUAGCUCAGUUACCAGUACCAACCAAGGAAAGUCUCUGUCAAGUUCUGAUCAACUUCAAACUUCUGUAUCCAGUGUCCAUUCCUCUUUGGAUCCUGUAGUAGCAUCAUCUGUCUCCAGGAAUCCAGGUGUCAGUGGUGCUAUUAGUUGGGAAGUUGGGAGCAACCAGAUAUCUGCUGGACCAAAUCAUGUUAAAGGAAAUACAGUUGUUGUUUCUGAAGUUAAUGAUUUAUCAGCAUCCAAUAAUGAAAAAUCUGGGUCCGUGAAUUCAAUGUGCAAAACAAAUGCCCCACAGAAGUCAAAUGAAGUUAAAAAUAAUUGGUUAUCUGAAUCCUCACAACUGUCAUCUCCAUCAUCCCCAAAUGAUUCAUUGAGGCCAUCUUCCAGUUCUGGUAGCCAGCCACCACUAGCUAAUAUCACAGAGGUUUCAACUUCAGAAGCUUGUGUGGUGCAAUCUUCAUCAGAAUUGAGGCAACAUGUUACUUUUCCAAACCAUUUCCAAGUACCCAAGGCUUUAAAAAGUGGUCUGACAUUUGGAAGCUUUGAUACUUUUGGCCCAAGUGAAAAAUCUAACAGUGGAACUGGUGGUGAAAAUAACACUUCUGCUCUUGAAUCUUCACUAGGAAGUGGCGAAGCUGCAACUUCAAGCAAUCAAAGUGCAUCAUUGACUGCACAAGGAGAUCAUCUUGAUUAUCCACAUUCGACAUCUUAUUUGAUUGAAAAGACACCAGCUACAGAAGGCAAUUCUAUAUCUGGUACUGACACAAAGGUUGAUCAGCCAAAGGAGAUUUUGUUGGCUCCUGAAGGCCAUCAAAUUCCAACUGUUCAAACUGCUCAAAACUAUGGUUUGAAUUUCAUGUCCACCAUGUUAGGCACUCAGCAAGUUCAAUUUGAGGGAACUGAGCCUCAGUCACAAGAUACAUCUCGUUUUCCCAACUUUGUUAACGCAAGUUCUCAGGCUGUAUCCCCUAGCCCAACUCCACCCCUGCAGAGUUCUAUACCUGUGUCUCCACAGUCAGUUUCUAUUUUCAGGCCACCACCAUACCCUACUAACUUCUUCCCUUAUAGCCACUAUUACCCUCCAAUUUAUGUGUCUCCCAUACACCAAUUUUUAAGCCACAAUGGUUUCCCUCAACAGCCAUCAGCUGGCAACAUGUAUCUUCCAGCAGCUGCUGGGAUCAAAUUCCCUCUCCCUCAAUUCAAGGCAGGAGCAAACACAGGAAAUGCAGCUCAUAUUGGAAUUCCUUCCGGAUCAUUUAUCGCUCCCCCAGUAGGAUAUGCACCUAGUCCAACAGUUAACACUGGAAGCUCCACUGGAAAUGAAGAUCUUGCAGUGUCUCAGUUAAAGGAAAACCAGAUCUAUACAACAGGGCAGCUGAGUGAAGGCUCUGCAGUGUGGAUACCUGCACCUGGCCAAGACUUAUCUAGUUUGCAAGUUAAUUCUCUGUAUAACCUUGCCCCUCAGGGACAACAUCUCACCUUUCCCCCAACACAGGCUGCUCAUGGGGCAUUUGCAGGCAUCUAUCAAGCAGGGCAGACAGUAGCUACACCAUCAACGCUUUUGCAACAAUCUCAGGCUGUAGCUGGGCCAGUUGAAACUGUAGGGCCCCCUUCAGGAUCCUAUCAGCAGCCUCAGCCUGCACCGAUCAAUUGGAACUCUAAUUUUUAGGCUGGAAAACAUUUUCUUGGUGAUGAUGUUCAUAUGCACAAAUGAUGUGCUCAGAUGCAGGAAAUAUGAUCACUGGCCUGAUCUGAAGUGUAAAUAAAAAUGCGGCCAAGAAUGAGAAAAGAAAAUUAGUGACUGUUUUUGGUGGAGAUAUUUGGUGCUAACGAUUUUGAAGGGUGCUAGUUGCAGGUUUUCUUUUAUUUUUUGUUUUAAAUUUUUGAGCCUUCAGUUUAUUUAUCCCUCACCUCUUCUUUACCCGAGAGAACAUUUAGUUGUUGCUUUAAGAAACUUGGUAAUUCCUAGUGAUAAUUUACUAAGCCAAGAGUUGGUAGGUGAGAUUUACCAAUUUUUCCUUUCUAAAUUCUCACCUGUAUAUUACAUUUUGAUAUCAGAGGACAUUGAAUUAUACAGUUUUAUUUGGAGCAUGAGAAUUGUGAUAUCUAUUUUUCAGUAGCACAUUUCCAGUCUCAACUUCAGAAGACUUACCUGAUUUGGCAUGGAGGAACAUGCAUGUGUA
Cajanus cajan (pigeon pea) is the source of this 2883-nucleotide messenger RNA. RefSeq names its product GBF-interacting protein 1-like. The record is from RefSeq and is a predicted model, not a curated record. NCBI's taxonomy places the organism in Eukaryota, Viridiplantae, Streptophyta, Magnoliopsida, Fabales, Fabaceae. Gene Ontology annotation, cellular component: nucleus.